Leptinotarsa decemlineata (Colorado potato beetle) is the source of this 1497-nucleotide messenger RNA. RefSeq lists its product as uncharacterized. The record is from RefSeq and is a predicted model, not a curated record. Lineage: Eukaryota; Metazoa; Arthropoda; Insecta; Coleoptera; Chrysomelidae.
CAUACUCAAGAAGGAUUUGAAUCGCACUGACUCUUCGCUCCACUCUGAAAUGCCAACUCUCAGCUCUCUUCGCUCUUAUCUUUGCUCUCCUUCUUCGUUCUUAUCGCAGCUCCAGUCUGUAAGCACCCUUACUCUCUAUGUCUGCCUUAUCGUUCACAAGAUUCUCAGGCAUAUAUUCUUUUUUAUAUAAUAACCUACAACAAAUCAUGUAAACUGAAGCGACAAAUAUUUUGAAAUCUUUACUAACAUACUCGAGAUACAAAUGUUAACAUUAAUAUCAUACAUGUUUCAUACAUAAUAUUUUUGUAGGCCAUCAGUCCUCUGUGGGAAGUUUGGAUACGGUCUUAAAAAAUCAGGGACUCAUUCUUCAAGAAUUAUUUUCCAUUAGAAAACUAAUGAAAGUGGCCCCCAGAACAUGCGAAUGUACUCCAUCUUUGGUUAGUAGUAGAUAUACAAUCCCCAUUAACGAAAUUGCUGAAUUAGUGAAACUGGAUCAACUUUUAGGGGAAAAUGUAGAAGAAGAAAAAAAAUUCAUGAAGAAUAUGGUUCAAGUCGGUGGAAAAAAUGUGCAAGUUUGUACUUAUAGAAUCUUGGAGAAACUUUUAACAUCGGAGAUCUCCAUGCAAAUGAAUUGGAGUGGAAAAAAUCCGAAUAAGUUUGCUGUCACUAAUUUGAAGCACCUGGUACGAUGUGUUGUUAAAUCAGUAUGUUUAACAGUCAACUGCACAGAAGAAGAUGUGGAAACCUAUAUAAAAAACUAUUUGAGAACUGCCAAAGAUCGUCUCAGAAUUAAAAACAAACCUCCGAAGGUACAAACUUUCAGAAAUAGUCCACUCUGAACAACAUACAAUGGAUAUGAAGUAUUCAAAAUACUUGAUCCGAAGUAAGAAGAAAACGAAGCUGUAGAAACAGACCAGAUGCUUUUCCCAUAAAUUAUUAAUAUUAUGUUCUUUGAAAUAUAUUUUCGUGAAGCAGUCGAUGUUACCCACUUUUAUCUGGGUUAUCAACCUUCCACAAUCUGAAAAAAAUCUUAAUCAGCGAAGAAUCUGCUGAAGUGCAAGUCCAAUUAGUCAGUAAAUUCUAUAUAUAAUUAUUGCCUUCGAAUAAAAUAAAUUAUUGGAGAAACGAAGUUGUUCACUUAGUUUUCAGAUAAUGGCUGGAGGGUAUUCUCGAACGGUAUUUUCGAAACGUUAGCCAUUUUGUCCAAAGGUUACUAUAAAAUUCCAUUUUUCAAUAAUUUAUUUUAUUCACAGGCAUAUUCAUGAAUACAAGUUACUCUACAAGGUUGCUAUUUUGCAGUUACUUUUCUUGAUAAACUAGUUUGUACUUCAUCAAACUUGACAGAUCCUCUGUUGAAUUAAUUUUAUUCAUAUUUCAGAUGGUGGAAGUUGAAAACUCCAGGAAACAGCCAGGAAUAAUGUUAUCUCAUUGAUAUAGUUUUUAUUGUAAUCCAAAUUUAUAUUAGCAACAUUGAAUAAUAAAUGUGUGUUCGUUAAA